AUGGCUGAAAGUUUAAACAUUGACUUCAUCCCGCCAAAGUUAUAUAUACCAUGCACUGGGCAAAUUUCUAAUUACUCCAAAAAUCAAGUUUCCUGUUUAGGGAAGUUGCGAAGAACUUGGAGUUAUCGGAAUAAAGAUAUACUUAUAUCCCAUAUGAUAUACAUUCGAUUCAAAAAUCAACUACACAAAUUCCUUUUUUUCAAAUCAUUCUCUUCUGUUCGACGCAGUUUAGCACAACUUUGUGAUGGUCCUAUCCUAAAUGGGAUUUCAAAUUUUUGUACUAUGUCUUUAAAAUGUAAAAGUGAACAUUGUGUGAGUGGACAUACUUUGGAUCAUGCACUAGUAUGCCUAAUCCAAUUGUAUAAAAAAAUAGAAACAUUGCUUAUUCGUUUGAAUUCCUGCUGGAGGUCAUGUGAAGCACAGUUUACUACCGGACACUUUACCAAAGUCCUCUUAUUAAUAAUGACAGUACUUUCAGGUUUAAGAGUUCAAUCUCUUAAUUCUCUAGAUGAAGUUAAUUGUUGUUAUGGUAACCUCUUUGCAGUCCGGAGAUCUUUAACAGAUACAAAGACUUGGCUACCAUCUGAUAUUACUCUACCGUCUUCGUUAAAUCAUCAAACAAAGCCACCAGCAACAGAUGUGAAUAAUCGCAAAGUUUUAGAUUUUGGCGAAAUUCGAACUAAAGAUAUCCCAAAGUUUUUGACUUCAAAAGGGACUCCUGAUAAUUCCGAUUCCCAUGAAGCCAUAAGUUCUAAUAAACCUCUCGCUAACAAUAGCAAGAAGGCUAAAAGACUUAGUGUGGAUACUCAGCGUUCACUAGCUACAAUACUUCCACGCGGCACUCAGAAGAAACAAGAAGAUCUUCUUUCUGUACUUCUCAGCCGCAGAUAG
Messenger RNA from Schistosoma rodhaini, 891 nucleotides. NCBI's taxonomy places the organism in Eukaryota, Metazoa, Platyhelminthes, Trematoda, Strigeidida, Schistosomatidae. The record is from the annotation of a GenBank genome assembly.